AAAAAAGAAACCGCCGAAGGAUUUGCCGCAUUGUGGCUGGCUGGCAGCAAGACCCGAACUCUGACUUCCUUUUGAUAUUCGCUUUCAAUUUCAAUCUCAACAAGACUUCUAGCUCUGUCGCCGGGACUUUCUGCCGGCGACGUAGCCAGUUCGAAGCGUCCUUCAACUGGGAAAAGGAAAGCUGCUACCUUUGGCAGUUCUUUCCAGGGCUCUGGUUUAGUAACGGCACUCUGCUUUCUGGGCCUUCCACUGUCGGGGUCGAGAAAUUGGGUUGCACUCCGAUUGUGGAGUUCCCGGCGGGUUCUUUCUUCAGUGUGGGCGGUUCGGCCCCGUGAACAGGAAACAGAUUCUUGAGCAAAGUUGCUGUGAACAUUAGCCAUGGCGACAAUAAGUGAUAUAGGCGUAUCAGCAGGCAUCAACAUACUCAGUGCAUUUGUUUUCCUCGUUGUAUUCGCCGUACUCCGAGUUCAGCCAUGGAACGAUAGGGUCUACUUCCCCAAAUGGUACCUCAAGGGUUUAAGAACUAGUCCGAUUGAAUCGGGGACACUAGUUGGGAAGUUUGUGAAUUUGGACUUCAGAUCAUAUCUCAAGUUUCUCAAUUGGAUGCCUGAAGCGCUUCGAAUGCCGGAGCCGGAGCUAAUUGAUCAUGCUGGGCUGGACUCUGCUGUUUAUUUGAGGAUCUACUUGUUGGGGCUUAAGAUAUUUGUGCCAAUUGCAGUUCUGGCAUUUUCAAUUUUGGUGCCAGUAAAUUGGACAAAUAAUACAUUAGAGAAGACUGAUUUGACUUUCAGUGACUUGGAUAAGCUUUCUAUAUCCAACAUUCCACUUGGAUCACCCAGGUUCUGGACCCAUUUGGUGAUGGCUUAUGCCUUCACUUUCUGGACAUGCUAUGUGUUAAAGAGGGAGUAUGCAACUGUGGCUUCGAUGCGGUUGCAUUUCCUUGCAUCAGAACAUCGUCGCCCUGAUCAAUUCACGGUACUUGUUAAAAAUGUGCCUCCAGAUCCUGAUGAAUCAGUUGGUGAACUUGUAGAGCAUUUCUUCUUAGUCAAUCAUCCAGACCAUUACCUCACUCAACAGGUUGUUUACAAUGCCAAUAAAUUUUCCAGCUUAGUCGCCGAGAAGAGAAAAUGUCAGAAUUGGCUAGACUACUACCAAAUCAAAUACUCGAGAAAUCCUUCUACGAAACCCACAACAAAGGUAUUAUUGCUUGCUCCAAGAGUAUCUUGUUUAUAUGCAAGAGAGAGCUUGAUGCACUAUUAUAUAAUGCAUUUUCCCUCUUUCAUCAAACAGACUGGUUUCCUUGGCAUUUGUGGGGAAAGGGUGGAUGCAAUCGACCACUACACAUCUGAGAUUGCGAGAAUAUCAGGAGAAAUCUCAACGGAGAGAGAGAAGGUGGUGAGCAACCGGGAUGCAAUCAUGCCAGCUGCAUUUGUUUCCUUUAAAACAAGAUGGGCUGCUGCCACUUGUGCACAAACACAGCAAUCCAGGAAUCCGACACAAUGGCUGACUGAAUGGGCUCCUGAACCCCGGGACGUGUACUGGGACAACUUGGCCAUACCAUAUGUUUCACUCGCGAUCAGGAGGCUCGUCAUUGGUGUCGCGUUCUUCUUCCUCACCUUCUUUUUCAUGAUCCCAAUCUUAUUUGUGCAGUCCCUUGCAAAUAUUGAGGGAAUUGAGAAAGCAGUUCCAUUUCUGAAACCAAUCAUUGAGAUGAAAGUCAUAAAGUCUGUUAUCCAAGGUUUCCUUCCUGGACUCGCUCUCAAGUUGUUCCUCAUCUUUCUCCCCUCCAUCUUGAUGAUAAUGUCGAAAUUCGAGGGAUUCAUUAGCCUUUCCACAUUGGAAAGGAGAUCUGCUACCAGAUACUACAUUUUCCAGUUCAUCAAUGUGUUCCUCGGCAGCAUAAUCACUGGAACUGCAUUUCAGCAGCUAGACAAUUUCAUCCACCAGUCUGCAACCGAGAUACCAAAGACGGUUGGAGUCUCUAUUCCUAUGAAGGCGACUUUCUUCAUAACUUACAUAAUGGUUGAUGGGUGGGCUGGAGUUGCUGGUGAGAUACUUAGGUUGAAACCUCUAGUAAUCUACCACUUGAAGAACUGGUUCCUGGUAAAGACCGAGAAGGACAGAGAAGAGGCAAUGGAUCCAGGAACAAUUGGCUUCAACACAGGCGAACCGCAGAUACAACUCUACUUCCUACUUGGCCUCGUAUAUGCAGUGGUGUCCCCUAUCUUACUUCCCUUCAUCAUCCUGUUCUUCGCCCUGGCAUUCGUUGUUUAUCGGCAUCAGAUCAUAAAUGUGUACAACCAGGAGUACGAGAGUGGUGCAGCAUUCUGGCCCGAUGUCCAUGGACGAAUCGUGGGAGCAUUGGUCGUCUCUCAACUGCUGUUGAUGGGGCUAAUGAGCACAAAAGAAGCUGCGCAAUCAACACCAUUGCUCAUCACACUCCCCGUGUUGACGCUGUGGUUCCAUCGCUUCUGCAAAGGCAGAUAUGAACCUGCGUUUGUUAAGUAUCCAUUACAGGAAGCGAUGAGGAAAGACACUUUAGAGCGCGCCAAGGAGCCGAACCUCAACCUGAAAAGCUUCCUCCACAGUGCAUAUGUGCAUCCAGCAUUCAAAGAGGCAGACAAUGAAGGCGAUGAUAGCGACGAGGACUUGGUCUCGACGAAGCGCCAUCAAAGUAAACACAGCAGUAAACACAGUUUUUCAUCUCUGCCUGAGGACCCGGAACGUUCACUGCUUUGAUUCUAAUGACACUCCUUUGUGGAGGAAAAGGGUGAUGUAUGAUGCUUCGGGUAUAAGACUUCACGCCGGUCGUCAAGCUGAAUUGCUGAAUCAAAUUGUGUGCGAGUUUCCUCCAGAACAUCCAUUAUCCAGUAUCAGACCUCUGCGCGAGUUACUUGGACACACUCCAUUCCAGGUUGUCGUUGGAGGAAUCUUGGGCUGCAUAGUAGCUUACCUGAUGAGAAACACUAACUAAAGUAAAAUGGACACUGAAUUUCCUUACAGACCAAAAGGGAAUGCUUCAGUUUCAGUAUAUCCCCAGAAAUUGGAAGUAGCUGAGGCAGGGAAAGGAAGGGACUUUUAUGUACUCUCAGAGCACCAUACUUCCAGUGAUCUUUAUCAAUUCUUAAAAAGAAAUCCAUAAGUUAUUCUUCCUGUACUUAGACUGCUGUAAUUUUUAUUUAUUUAUUCCGUCAAUGGCUCCUUAGUCCAUUGUUGUUGGAAAUUCUUGUCAAAUCAAGUUGAAUGUAAUGGAAAAGCAACUUGAAUUCAAUUUACUUCGAUUAUUUGCAUG
Molecule: messenger RNA, 3292 nt
Organism: Linum tenue
Lineage: Eukaryota; Viridiplantae; Streptophyta; Magnoliopsida; Malpighiales; Linaceae
Source: the annotation of a GenBank genome assembly